This is a messenger RNA of Phaethon lepturus (White-tailed tropicbird), 1495 nucleotides long. It is a transcript of the gene SLC25A36, whose product is annotated as solute carrier family 25 (pyrimidine nucleotide carrier ), member 36. Gene Ontology annotation, molecular function: pyrimidine nucleotide transmembrane transporter activity. The record is from RefSeq and is a predicted model, not a curated record. The annotation marks the transcript as partial. Gene Ontology annotation, biological process: pyrimidine nucleotide import into mitochondrion. The transcript has 6 exons. NCBI's taxonomy places the organism in Eukaryota, Metazoa, Chordata, Aves, Phaethontiformes, Phaethontidae. Gene Ontology annotation, cellular component: mitochondrion.
AUGUGGAGGUACUGUUGGUGCAAUUCUGACAUGUCCACUGGAAGUUGUGAAAACACGAUUGCAGUCCUCCUCUGUGACUCUCUACAUCUCUGAAGUUCAUCUCAACACUGUGAAUGGUGCUAGCGUCAAUCGAGUAACUAGAGUUUCUCCUGGACCUCUCCAUUGUCUGAAGAUGAUCCUGCAAAAGGAAGGUCCUCGUUCUCUGUUUAGAGGGCUGGGUCCUAAUUUAGUAGGCGUUGCUCCUUCCAGAGCGAUAUAUUUUGCUGCUUACUCAAACUGCAAGGAAAAGUUGAACAAUAUUUUCAAUCCAGAUUCUACCCAGGUACACAUGAUUUCAGCUGGUGUGGCAGGUUUUACUGCGAUCACAACAACUAAUCCCAUUUGGCUAGUAAAGACACGGUUACAGCUUGAUGCAAGGAAUCGUGGAGAAAAGCGAAUGAGUGCUUUUGAAUGUGUCCGAAAAGUUUAUCGAUCAGACGGUGUUAAAGGCUUUUACAGAGGAAUGUCAGCAUCCUACGCAGGCAUAUCUGAGACUGUUAUUCAUUUUGUUAUUUAUGAGAGUAUUAAGAGAAAACUACUGGAGUAUAAGACUGCUUCUGCCAUGGACAAUGAGGAUGAAUCAGCAAAAGAAGCUUCAGACUUUGUUGGAAUGAUGAUGGCUGCUGCCACUUCUAAAACUUGUGCAACAUCAAUAGCAUAUCCCCAUGAAGUUGUACGAACAAGACUAAGAGAAGAAGGAACAAAAUACAGAUCUUUCUUCCAGACAUUGUCUUUGCUUGUGCGAGAAGAAGGAUAUGGAUCCCUCUACCGAGGUUUAACUACACAUCUGAUCAGACAGAUUCCAAACACAGCUAUCAUGAUGUCAACCUAUGAAGUGGUAGUCUACUUGCUUGAUGGAUAGCAGCGUGACAAGGCUUCCUAGAAGAAGGUGGAAGAUUGAAAGACUGGAGUGGACCACUGAAUGUCAGUGCCAAUGUGGUGGGCAAAAGGAAGGUUGUAUCAGGAACAUGCAGCUAUGGACAAACAGAAGGUUGAUUGUGGGCAUCUAUGAAUAAUUUUGCUGCCUUAUUGUAUGGUCUCUUGGCAAUGUGACAAAUGGCAACUGCCCCUUAGGGAAUGCAUUUAUACAUCUUGUAAUUCAAAAUCAUUACUUUCUUUUCAUCUGUUAAUCUAAACAAGGCCAUUCGGUCAUCUUCAGAGACCUGAUGUGUGAGGGAGGGGGCAUAAAAUACAUUCUUGGGCAGCCUUAUUCACUUCUAGUGAUUGCUCUCAACUACGUCCUUUUUGUUCUGUUUUACUGCACAGUAACCUGUUGGAAGAAUGGGGAAGACAGUACUUUCAUACCUUUCCAUACCUGAAACUUCCAUUCACUUGCUCUGAAGAUUUGUAGAGACUGAGGUAGUAAUCAGUGUGUAAAGUUUUCCAUGUUGCUACCUCAAGACAAAAUAUGGCGCAGGGACCCAGAACAGAGUUAUUUCUUCACUUAAAAGGUGAU